Microplitis demolitor is the source of this 2077-nucleotide messenger RNA. RefSeq names its product protein SHQ1 homolog. Gene Ontology annotation, cellular component: cytoplasm; nucleoplasm. Bases 167 to 1762 code for a protein of 531 amino acids. Gene Ontology annotation, biological process: box H/ACA snoRNP assembly. The record is from RefSeq and is a predicted model, not a curated record. The transcript is spliced from 4 exons. NCBI's taxonomy places the organism in Eukaryota, Metazoa, Arthropoda, Insecta, Hymenoptera, Braconidae.
CUUAACUGUAAUAAAUAUGACGAGAUGACCUGCUUGUUGAUUUAUUUAUUACUUUGAUCUCAUAUUUAACGGAAUCUCUAAAUAUAUAUCAAAUUUUUUAAGAAAUAAUUUUUUUUUUAUAGAAUAAUUUAACAGUGACAAGUAGUAAAAUAAAAAUAAAUAAAAAAUGUUGACACCACGUUUUGAAUUGAGUCAAGAUGAGAGUGAAUUAAUAAUAAAUAUAUAUGCACCUUAUGCAAAUAUUAAAGACACCGAAGUUUAUGUUGAGAAAACAGAUUUUCGUUUUUUUUCAUCCCCUUAUUAUUUACGCUUAAAAUUACCUGGAGAGAUAAUAGAAAACGAUAAAUCAUUUGGUUCAUACGAUUGUGAUACUGGAAAGUUUUUAUUAAAAUUUUCAAAAAUAAAUCCUGGAGAACAUUUUGAUAAUCUUGACAUGAUAACGACUUUACUUGCACCCGCAAAAGAAAAGAAAAAUUUGACGGCCAACAUUGAAGUCAUUGGGAAUCCAGCUGUUGCUAAUGAAUCUCUGGAUGACAAUGAAUCAGAUGAUUGGUUUAUACCGCAAUCAGCAUCAACAUCAUCAUCACUAACAAUUUUAACAAACGCACCGAAAUAUGGAUUUGCAAAUAAAAUUUCUAAUGCAUUGAGAUCAUUUGAGGAAGGAUGGUUAAAAGACGUCGUAGAUUUACCAUCGCCUGAUUCAACAACUACGAAAUUGCGUUCAUCUCUCCGCGAAUCCGAUGAAUUAAAUCACUUUAGCGAUGAUCAUUACAUGGCUGAUUUAUUCCAGUCCCAAGAUACAGUAAGACCAAUCUUAGACUUCAAUCCUCCUUGGCAUAGUUUUAAAUCCGCAGAAAUAGAAUUCACUGACCGCGAAAAAGAUAUUUUGAAAGAGCUUCCAAACAAAGAAUUUUUACUCGACACACAAGAGAUCCAAUCAGUAAUUUACGGUCUCAUAGACAUUUUAUUCGCAAGUUCAUACAAUCAUCGAGUGACGAUAGGUGAAAAUACUAGCGAGAGUAGUUGGGAUGUUAAUAAAUUAAGCGGUACUUUAUGUUGGUUUGAAAGUUAUCAAAAUAUGCACCAAGUUGUCAAAACUUGCGUACGUCGAUCGCUCUGUUAUCCGAUUUAUCGUAACUGGGAAUUGUCAAUGAAGAUCUUGGAAGAUGUUAAAAUCAUGAUAAAGCUUGGCAAGAAGUUUAUUGUCAAGCGAUUAUGCGAAAUUUAUGAUUUGUUCAAUAAUUCAUACGAGCCGCGUUACGUAUUGAACCAAUUGUACAUCCGGGAUUAUCUAAUUUGGCUUCAACAAGUGCCCGAAAGUGUGAUAGAGUCAAUGGCAGGAGAAUUAGAAACCGUUGGGAUAAAAAAAGAGGAUGUUGGGUUAGAUCUUGUUGAACUGGAGGCUGCUGCUUGGUCGGUUUUGAAAGAGGAGGAAGAGAAGAAAAACAAAAAUGAGGAUGUAAGAAUUGAUAUCGAGCAAGAGAGUUUCCCGGAAUACUUUAUUAAUAGUGUUGUUGACGGCGUGGGUAAGUUGGAAUUGAAGGAUGAUAGUGACAGUGAUACUGACACUGGUACUGAAACUGACAGUGAUGUCGAUAGUGAUAGUGACAGUGAUAGUGAGGACAGUGAUAGCGAUUCAGAUUCAAGUUCUUCGGAUUUAAGUAGCAGUUCAAGUGAUUCAUCAAGUUUAGAGGAUAAUAAUAAAAAGCGGGAAGAUAAAGUUGAUCUAGACUCUGAUGAUCUUACUGAAGAGGAAGAGUAGACGAAUAAUAUUUAUUCUUAAUAAUAAUUAAUACUCAAAAUUUAAGUGUUUUUGGCAAGGGAUGAAAUGAAACGACCUAAGACCAAGGUGCGAUGAUUGGCUGCGUGAGCCUAAGGCUUUAAAAAAUAAUUAAUUUUUGAUGCGGGGUUUAAUUAUCUAAAGAUGACUGUUGAUAUUUGCUAGACGAUUUUUGGGCUAAAUAAGUGGUACAUAUUUAUUUUAUAGUUACAAUUAUCAAUAUUCUUUGUACUAGAGGCGUAAUGUCUUUAUUUUUCAAUUAUUUCAAUAAAAUAUUUGUAGAAAAAUAAGUUUUAA